Messenger RNA from Diabrotica virgifera virgifera (western corn rootworm), 709 nucleotides. RefSeq names its product 60S ribosomal protein L31 (gene RpL31). Gene Ontology annotation, cellular component: ribosome; cytosolic large ribosomal subunit. The coding region runs from base 312 to 686 and encodes 124 amino acids. Gene Ontology annotation, biological process: cytoplasmic translation. The record is from RefSeq and is a predicted model, not a curated record. The transcript is spliced from 3 exons. NCBI's taxonomy places the organism in Eukaryota, Metazoa, Arthropoda, Insecta, Coleoptera, Chrysomelidae. Gene Ontology annotation, molecular function: structural constituent of ribosome.
AAAUAGCUUCAGAACAACCAAAAAAAAUUCGUAUAUUGUUACAGAUUUCUACUAAAAAAAUAAACAUUAAAAAUUUUAAUAUUUUAUAAUUAUAUUUUUUACGUUUAUUAUUUCGAAUACCAUUCAACUUUAAAUUAGAUCUAAGUAAUAACAACGAAAAUUAGAAAUAACGUACCUUAUUUAUAAAAUUUAAUAAGUUCUAAAAAGUUUUGAGUUUACAAAAUAAAUAAAAUUAAUUGUUAGUUCCUGUAUAUUGGCACCGUUGGCAGCACUGUUCUUUUUCAAACGUCAGUAGCUUGAGUAAGUUAAGUAUGGCCAAGCAGAAGGGUGAUAAAAAAGGCAAAUCUGCCAUAAAUGAAGUAGUAACUAGAGAAUAUACCGUAAAUCUUCACAAGAGGUUACAUGGUAUUAGUUUCAAAAAACGUGCCCCUCGUGCUAUUAAGGCUAUUCGUCAAUUUGCUUUAAAACAGAUGGGUACCCCAGAUGUCAGAGUUGAUACGAGACUUAACAAACAACUAUGGUCCAAAGGAAUUAGGAAUGUUCCUUUCAGAGUACGUGUACGUCUUUCCAGAAGGAGAAAUGAUGAUGAAGAUUCUGUGAACAAAUUGUACACUCUUGUAACAUAUGUUCCAGUAGCAACAUUCAAGGGUUUACAGACAGAAAAUGUUGACGCAAGUCAAGAAUAACUAAUAAAUAUUUUUUAAGUAAA